CUUUUCUCUAAACUUUCACAUUUAAACCUCCAGUUCUUUAGUCGACCUCUAAGUGUUUAGAUAUGCAGACUUAUCGCCAAUAUCAUGCUCUGGCAGCGCGCCUUCGAUUCCAGUCCAGGCAGCAUCAAAAGAAGGGACCAAAUCCAAGUCUCCAUUACCACUCAUUUGUAGAGAAUCAGGCGUCAGAGUCAUCUUCUCGUGGUUCGUCUCAGGGGCAAUCAGAUAUCGAGUAUGAAGGAUUGCAUCUGCAUGAGACCUCGGAGUCUCUCCAUGGAACAUCCACAAGGCUAGCGAAUGCCCUUCCCGGCAUCAUCGAGGACGAUUCUCAUCCUACCAAGACCUUUCUUGUUAAGUUCGAAGGCCCUGAUGAUCCUCUAUGUCCUCGCAACUGGUCGCGGACGAAACGCAUCUUAUACACCUUCAACGUUGGUCUUAUCGCCCUGGUUGUCGGCACAGCAGCCUCAAUCGAUUCGGCCGUCAUUCCUCAAGCGGCAGCGGACUUUCGGGUCAGUGAAAUUGUGGAGGCUCUUGCGACAGGAUUGUUCCUGUGUGGCUUUGGCAUUGGUGCUCUGAUUGCCGGGCCGCUGUCCGAGACCGUGGGCAGAAACCCAGUCUACCUGGGCUCUCUGACACUGUACAUGUUCUUCAUCAUGGGUGCUGGACUGUCCCAUUCGAUUGAAGGACAGUUGAUAUGUCGCUUUUUGGCAGGGUUCUGUGGCGAGGCGCCAUUAUCCACAGUUGGAGGCUCCAUUAGCGAUCUCUGGGACCCGCUGCAUCGAUUGAUUGCCUUUCCCAUCUUUGCAACAUUCGGGCUGAUGGGCCCUCUCAUGGGACCGAUCAUUGGUGGUUUUAUAUCGGAGUCACACCUCGUCUCAUGGCGAUGGACCGAAUGGACAACUCUAAUCAUGUCUGGUACACUCUUGUCCUCGCUAUUUCUCUUUCAACCGGAGACAUAUGAGUCGAUUCUCCUCAAAUGGAAAGCACACCAUCUGCGACGCAUCACAAAGGAUGGCCGCUUCAAGGCUCCAUGUGAGCUCGACAGCCAGGCCACUUUCCCUAGGCGGAUGCAGAUGGCGUUGAAACGACCCUUCCUGAUGAUUAUUCAGGAACCGACCAUUAUGCUCUGGACGGGCUAUUUGACUGUGAUAUACAUCAUGCUGUUCGGUUUUCUGGAUGGGUACACAUACGUAUUCCAGGACACCUACUCACUGUCGCCAGGUAUCACAGGUUUGUUAUUUGUAGGAAUAGCUGUUGGACUCACGCUCGCAUCUGUUGUCCUGACUCCGCUGGUUUUCCGAUGGGCCAAAAAGGAGAUCAACAACUUGAAAUCACGAGAGAGUGGAGAGCUCAGUCGUCUUCCACCGGAGUUCUUCCUGUGGUACGCCAUGCUAGGAGCACCAGCCAUCCCCAUCUCGUGUUUUUGGAUGGGCUGGACGGCAUACGCUAGUAUUUCCAUCUGGUCCCCCAUUGCCGCAUCGGUUCUGUUCGGUUUCGGGAUCCUGUCGGUUUUCCUCUCGACAUACCUCUAUCUCAUCGACACCUAUGAGGUUUAUGCCGCCAGUGCUUUGACCAUGAUCACCUUGGUGCGGUAUGUUGUCUCUGGAGGAAUCAUUGAGGCGUCUAUUCCCAUGUACGAGAACUUGGGCGUACAUUGGACUUUGACUCUCUUGGGGUCGAUUGGCGUCACAUUCACCUUUGUCCCAUACAUGUUUUACAAAUUUGGCCCGCAAGUUCGCUCCAAGAGUGGCUUUGCAAAGACAACUUGA
Messenger RNA from Exophiala oligosperma, 1766 nucleotides. RefSeq lists its product as uncharacterized. The record is from RefSeq and is a predicted model, not a curated record. Gene Ontology annotation, molecular function: transmembrane transporter activity. Lineage: Eukaryota; Fungi; Ascomycota; Eurotiomycetes; Chaetothyriales; Herpotrichiellaceae. The coding region runs from base 63 to 1766 and encodes 567 amino acids. Gene Ontology annotation, biological process: transmembrane transport. The transcript is spliced from 3 exons.